AUUGUUAGUGGAACGGGGUCUUAAUUGGAAAAAAUGUACUAUUUUUUCUCGUUUGUGGAACGACCCCGAAGUUAAUAACCUCACCGGAUUGUUUCACGGCGCCCACUGACUGACUGAAAUCGCAGACCAUAAACGGUCGUUUUACCAAGGGAAGCUUCUCAUCGUUCACAAGCCCGCAAAGUCAAGGGUUUCGCGUCCUGUUUCACCAUAUUUCUCGGAGGUCCGACAAUGGCUAGGGUUACGGUUCUGAUUACAAGUACUACGUGCUUCAACUUUUCUGGUUCCAUCGAGUAACCAAACUGAAGAGGAAUGCAUUAAAAAGGAGAUGGAGAAGCAUAAGAGAAGGAAGAAACAGUUCUUUCAGUCAUUGAGGUGCCUAUAUUUGCACUCAAUUUUCAAAGGAAACAUGAAACCAUGCUUUGAUUUGGUCUUCCCACUUGGCUCAAUGCCGCUGAAAACCUACCUUCCCGAUGGAGAUAUUGACCUCACUAUUGUCUGCCAUCCAAAUAUUGAGGAGGAUUUGGCUGUGCAUAUGUGCGUUUUCUUUGCACGGGAAGACCACAAGGACUCUCAGUUUGUUAUAAGAAAUGUUCAAUAUGUUCGCGCACAGAUUGACUGUAUGAUGCGGAUCAUAAGAGGUAAAAGAACACUUGAGCAAUCCCUGAAGAAAGCACGCAAAGAACUUUUCAAAAUGGAUAGCUUGUCAACUUCAACAGCACUUGAAGGUGCUCACAUGCAACUAACAUCACAAGAAGAGCACCAGACUCUUGGGUCCCAAAAAAAAAAGACUGAUAGCCAUGAAGAAUCAUCAACUUUUUGGGAACAAGAGAAGCUUAGUACCAAACCGAACUGUUCAGCUUUUGGGAAUGAAGAAAGAACAAUAGCCAUGAAGAAUCAUCAACUUUUUGGAAAGAAGAGAAGCUUAGUACCAAACCGAACUGUUCAGCUUCUGGGAAUGAAGAAUGAACAAUGAUCUCCUUGAUCUUUCCUCAUUUAGUUCAGCUUUUGAUAACAUCAGACUUCAAAGCUGUUUUGUUUGAAACAUCAGAAGUUAGGCACACUCAUAGGCUUCUUAUCUUUGUAAUAUUUUUCUUCCCUACCAAACUUAAACUUCUAAUCUAUGUAAUUAUUAAAUCGUACCAACGUUUGCAGAUCAAUAUGUCAGGGAACUUAACGCUGCCUGUUCACCUCAUCCAAUAACUGUAUGUAUUUGCGAAUUUCCAAGGAACACUAUAAAUCAUUUCAAUGCACUAUGCAUUUUGAAUUUUUAUCA
Molecule: messenger RNA, 1273 nt
Organism: Rhododendron vialii
Lineage: Eukaryota; Viridiplantae; Streptophyta; Magnoliopsida; Ericales; Ericaceae
Exons: 5
Coding region: 326-973 (215 amino acids)
Source: RefSeq, a predicted model, not a curated record